UAUAACACACACAUAUGUAUACAAUUGCUGCCUGUCUCUUUAAGACGAUGUGUCGAGAAGUUCAAGUCGGGGUCACAUGAAGUUCCUGCCCUCGAUUUUACCUUUUAGUUUUAUUAUAGACUGACAUCACACGGGGCGCUAAAACACUUAGGGCGCAUAGAGGGUCCAUUAUCAUCCCUGUGCGCGUUAUUGCUCCGACUCCAAAAUAGCUAAAGAAAUUACUUGAAAAAAAGGGAGGAAAAUGAUGCUGUACUAAGCACGUAUUUUUUUUAUAGGAGGGGACGAGAAAGAGGGGAGAGGAGGGACAGAGAGACAGAGGGAGAGGGAGGAAAGUGGGUGGGAGGACGGACCUAAGGAGCGAAAAGAAAUUCAUAUCAAUUAAUAAUCAUAAAAAAAAAAGAGCUGGCAGACGAGCUCGGAAAACUGGCAUGGUUUUUUGGAGGCUGGCAGUUCAAAGCUGAAACGUCAGAUAUGACUCCCAGAGACUGCUGAGAUGAUCAUUAAGGGAGACUUAGAUCGGAUGGCAGAAGACAUCGGGCAUGCAGAUAUCUGUUGUUGCAGGUGGUGGACUGAAGACAAUGCUGGAUGCCAUGGAAGUUCCAAGUCAUGCUAGGGAUCUCCUCCUGCAGCUCAACAGCCAACGCACCAAGGGCUUCCUGUGUGAUGUUAUCAUCGUGGUGCAGAACGCCCUCUUCAGAGCUCACAAGAACAUUCUGGCUGCCAGCAGCCUCUACUUGAAGUCUUUGGUGGUCCAUGACAAUCUCAUCAACCUCGACCACGAGAUGGUGAGUCCAGGGGUCUUCAGGGUAAUUCUGGACUACAUCUACACAGGCCGCCUUAGUGAGGGAGACCCCACUUCUCCAAAUGAACCAAAUCUAGGGGCUGUCUUGGCAGCAGCCAGCUACCUUCAACUGCUUGACUUAGUGGCUUUGUGCAAAAAGAAGCUAAGAAGAAAUGGCAAGUACCCUCCCCGCCCAGGUCCAGCAUUUCUACCCUACUCAAAGAUGGGGCCAAAUAGCAUGGGUUUAGGGAGUGGCGGCAGGUAUAGGGUUUCUACUCCUGUCAUUCAAUCCUGUCCUCCAGGCGGAAUUUUGAACAGCCAUGGACCCCGGGCACUACCACCAGAGGAGCUAGUUCCACAUCGACUAGCUGUUCAUACUGGAGAGUUGUAUGCUCCCACCUCCACCCCGGGCUCUCAGGUGUUCCCCUCUCUGCAGUCACCUCUGCCUUCCCAGCUUGGGCGCGCAGCCCUCCCCGACAGGAACUGCUCACCCAGCUUCGGCCUUGAUCUCUCUAAGAAAAGCCCCACCUCUCAGUCUCAGCUCACACCUUCUCAGACCCAUCUGGGGAACACUCAUAAUGACGAGGAGCGAGAUGGGACUCUGAGUGACCGCACAAGUCCUAUCCAGGGGACGAACGGCAGAGCUUUCCCCUCAGAAAAAAUGGAAUCAACUGACCAGGGAGGCUCUCCCACUCCGCCGCCUUUUCCACCUCUCAACCAACCGAUAGCCCCGCACCUCCCCCACCUGCAUCGCUCAGGUUCCCAGGGGACAGAUCGCUACCCAUGCCCUCCAAGUCCGGACACCCCUACGGAAGGCGGAGAGGCAGGCAGAGAAAUGGGCAACAUCUACCGCUGGGUAAAACACGAACCGCUCUCAUACACAGCUGAAGAUGAAGAUGAGGAUGAAGAUGAAGAAGAAGGGGGUGAAAAUGGAGACCAGCAUCAUAACCAUCACAAGACUGGGGAGGAGAGUGAAGGAGCAGAUGACAAGAGCGGGUCAGGCACAGAAGAGACAGGCAGCAGUGAGGGUCGCCCGUCCCCGACUGGACCAAUGGGGAGGUUCCACAUGCCGUACGAGCCGGAGAGCUUCGGGGACAAUCUGUAUGUGUGCAUUCCCUGUGACAAAGGCUUCCCAAGCUCAGAGCAGCUCAAUGCACAUGUGGAGACACACACGGAAGAGGAGCUGUACGGCAACUCAGGUGGGGACAUAGGAAAUGGCAAUAACAGCAGCAGCAAAAACAUGAGCAGUAACACAAACGGUUAUGGAAGCCUCACCAGUGGCAACACUCUGAAUAGUUUGUCACACCUGGAGACCAAGUCGAGCCAGCUGAAUCCAGCGAGCAUUGGGGAGAUGAUUCGACCCUACCGCUGUUCCACCUGUGACAAGUCUUACAAAGAUCCAGCCACUUUGCGCCAACAUGAGAAGACCCACUGGCUGACACGGCCUUACCCCUGCAGUAUUUGUGGCAAGAAAUUUACACAGCGCGGUACCAUGACGCGCCACAUGCGUAGCCACCUGGGCCUCAAACCUUUUGCCUGUGACUCCUGUGGCAUGCGCUUCACCCGGCAGUACCGCCUCACUGAGCACAUGCGCAUUCACUCCGGGGAGAAGCCCUAUGAAUGUCAGGUGUGUGGGGGAAAGUUUGCUCAGCAGCGCAAUCUCAUCAGCCACAUGAAGAUGCACAGCAGUGGAGGGACUGCAGGGAGCCUGACCACAGAUGGGAAACUGAAGCUGGACUUUGCAGAGGGCAUUUAUCCUCUGAGUAAAUACACAGCAGAGCAUCUUGGACUGAAACAAGAGAAGGCUAGUGAGCUUCUCAUCCAAGCGCAGCAGCAACUGGUGGCUGAUGCAAAGGCCAUGGAGAGCCUGUAUCCACUCUCCAAACUGGCCUCUGAACAUCUGGGCCUCACCCACGACAAGAUGGACAUCCUGGGCCAACCACUGCCCCCACAGGCCCUCUCCGAAGCCCGAACCAUCGACCGCUACUCACCAAGUUAAGACAUGUGAUAUCACCUAUAAGUCUGUGUGCACACACAAUUUGCAGUAUCCUUAUUCCAUUCACCUCAACUCAAUAUCUCCUCUGCACCUCAGACUCAGGCCAUAAACAUUUGGUCUGCUAAUGCACACCAAAAUGUGUAGACUGUAAGUGCCUUUCUAUGCAUCUAAUGUAUCCUAAAGACCUCCUUCAUAAAGGAGCUUUGUGCUAUUACGUGACCAAGGGACACUCACUUAAAAAAAAGUACAGUAUUUAUGUACAGUGUAUGCAAAGAAACUUUUUUUUCUAUGAUUACAGCCAUUGAGCCAAAGCAAAAAAUUGAAAACCAAAAUGAAAAUUGUUUUAUUUAUUUUUUAUUAUGGUGGAAUCCAAAGGAAAAAAAAACUGUCCCUGACCCUAAACCUGUGUACUAUUCAACUUUGUAAAAAAAAAAAAAAGAAAGAAAGAAAGAAAGAAAAAGCACAUAAGGACAAAUUUCAGGGUUUGUCCAGAACUGAGCAGAACUUUUAUAAUAUGAAUAAGCCACUCACCUGGACUUUAAAGGAAUGGAAAUACAUUUCGUCUGUUUUUUUUCUAUCAUUUCAUUUUUUUAUUUCCUGUUUUUGGGGUACUGGACAAUUUAUGUAUCUUGCUCUCCAGCUUCUCACCAUCUUGGGAAAUGACUGAAUGAUAAGAGCAUUUUGAUAGUCGCCAGGGCAAUAUAUUCCCCACCCACCAUUUAUUUUAAAGUAACACCACUCACCACUCUACAUAUUUGUGUGGAUAAAAGGCUUGUACUAUAUGACAGCAGUUGAAUCCACCUUAUGCCCAGCUUUCAACCACUUAUGAGCCGAAACUUCCUGUGCAGUUCGACAACCACCCCUUUGCGCUCAGUUGUUAUUGAGAUGCAGCAAGCACAGCCCUGUGAUCUCAUAACUGGGACAUGAUUGCACAUACCCAGCUGAUGACACACUAAUCCCUGUUCACGGCAAGUGUAGCUUCAUCUUAUGGUGUACAUGAAGCGUGGGUGUUGCCGCUGACAUUGUGUAAUUAUUACAAUUAUGGAUACAGUUGAGCAUAGAGGCAGGGGUAAGGACGGGCUUAAUGACACAGAAAUCUGUCAUUUACUGUCAUCAGCAGUUAAACCAUUCAUUGUGGUCUGAUGAUUAAUCGUGGAGCGGCAGUAGUCAGAGGCUUUGUUGGAUGCUUCUCUGUUCCACUGUCCGGCCUCUCAUUUGACCUCCCUCCCCUGUAGUCUGUUGUCUGGGAGCCCCGCUACUGUUGACAGGCCAAAGUGAGUGCUCUACUCAGCCCUUUGCCUUAGAAGCACUCCAAACACCGGAUGCAUAUAUGCUCCCCCUUCACACACAGCAAGCUGCUAAUCUGUCAGUGAUAUGAACAUAAGAAGGGGUUUGUGGGUCUUCCCUGGAAGCCAGCGGGUGAGUAGCACUCCCAGCUGCUGUGCUUCAGUAAUCCCUGUGAAAUCUCACUUUCUCCUGGACAAUUCACACUGCUCGCUGGCGUGAUGUCCCAUUUCAUGCCUGCCAUCGUACCCCUCUGAUCCACUUAUUAACAUUAGAUCCCAGCCUAGCAAAUGUGUCCUGGCCUUGCCUCCCGGCCCUGCUGGUAUUAAAUGCGGAAACAAUGAAUGACUGAUUUCUGUGUUGGCUGAGCAGCCUGAAAACAAAAGAGCACUUAAAGAUUGUGGGUUGAAGGCACAUUUUUGUCUGUAAAUCUUUAUUCCAAAAAAAAAAGAAGUUGCAUUUUUUUUCUUCUUUUUUGGGGUCUUUGUCCACUUUUACUAGUCCUCAAUUCAGAUUAGAAAUGUUUGACCACUAUAGUGCCAAUGCCAACCUCAGAGGGUGAAUGUGAAGAUUAAAGCCAUAAAUACACUGUGAUAGACGUAGUGAAUCAUAAAGGCUAAAAAAAAAAAAAAAAAAAAAAAAAAAAUCAUACAGUGUGCCUUACUUACUUCUUUGGAAUUUCCUUUUUCUUUUUAAAUGUAACGAUAAUUUAAGGGCUUAUUUUCUGUAGCAUAUGAUCAUAUCAAACAUGUUGUUUCUUGUCACUUUUCUUUUUUCUUCAUUUUAAUUUGAACUGAAAGCAGCGCACGUGAAAUUGGUGCUUACCUCAGGACUGAACCCAGCGUGGGGAUGCUAAUCUUUUGUAAACUAGAGAUCAACAGUAUCAACACACAUACAUGCACACACUCACCCACACACACCUUAGUAUUUUUUUUUUUUAUUAACAGGACAGUUGUCCUGUGUUAAACCUGUGGUUAAUUCUUUGUUUAUCCAUUUGUUGUUACAGUUUUGUUGUGGAGAGAUAAGGUGGUAUUAACAUUUUUUUUUUAUAGUAUGUGGUAUACAUUUUUUCUAUUUUGUCUUCUUCAAUGACAUUUAUGUCUGACCAGUUCCAUUGUUGUAACAUAAGGCAAAGCCAUUUUUGCUUGUACCUUAAGUGCUUGUCGAUAUCUGAACCACAGUUUAGUAAGUAUGAAGGCAUUGAGAUCAAUAUAUUACAGUAAAGUUGAGCUGACAAGCUUUGUGUUGUGAAAUAUCUCCCUCUCUCUCUAUCUCUCUCCCUCUCUUGCUCUCUCUGUGAAAGACAUGAUGCAUCAUCUGUACUUCCUUAAACAGACACGCAGUGGCUUUGCUGGUUGACUAUGAAAGCUAGCCUCGUAUUGUUUGGCCCCUUUUCCUCAGAGGUUAGUGAACUUUUGACAAGAGUCAGACGGAGGUCGCUCAUGCACACAAGCACACAGGAAGCCAGCUUGUUUUGUUUGGUGCUCUGAAAAAAGAAAAGAACAUAGCAGAAAAAAUAAAAAUAAAACCAGUAGAGGCUUCAUCUACAAACAUGUGUGUAUGUGUUAAAAACCUAAAAAACAGACAGAGGCAGUCGUGAGAAUUUCCACGCUCCCCUUCACUAGUUAGAAUAACAUACCGCUUCCACUGUCACACCAAAUCUGUGUAAGAGGGAAGACCAAGAUAAUACCCGAGCAUUUCUGUAGGAAGCGCACUGUUUGAAAUUUGCUUAAUUGCAUUUAUGUGCGAAUGUUAGUGGAGGGGAGCGUUUCACGUCUUUAGAAAGGGGAAGCAGUUGCUUGUCUGUUUGUGUGUCCCUGUGCUAUUUAAGCCCAUGAAGGCCUGGUAAUGCAUGUCCUGGGAAUAGAGUUGGUGUGAAGGAGAAGAGCUGAGGAGCAGGAAGUGAACUUUUGGCUGGUGUGUUGUGCUGAGCAGGAUGUGCCGUGUGUUUCUACUCAGAAGCAGAUAGAAAGACGGAGAACGGGGAGGGAGAGGAGCAGGGAGAGCACAGCAGGGUGGAUGCGAGCCAUUGUCCUAAUAUGAAAGCCUGUCCACACUUCUGAAACUCUCCAUUCAGAAAACAAGUAGACUGUAUCUUCUCUUUUCCUUCCCCUUGUUGCUUUUUGGGAAUAAAUCUCUGCUCAGUAUCACGGUGAUGUUAUGUUGAAGGCUUUCUAGGGCUGCAUGGUGAGACAUUUAGAUGCUUUUUUUUUUUUUUUUUUUUUUAAAUUUGAGGCAAGACUAAAUAAUAGGAAGACCCCAGUGAGUGUAUUGUAGAGCCGAAUUGAAAAACUUGGCAGUGUUUCCUUUGCUCUGUGGUUGUUUCACUUAGUCUAAUUAGAAGAGCCUUGUUUCAAUUUACUGAUGUAGCCACCCACCCCAUGGGGUUUUAUGCCCUUUGCCUUUGUUAAUGUUAUUUAUAUGACAAGUAAGCCCAGCAAAACUCUUAUUGCCACCACAGUGGUUUUUGAUGAAGAUGUUUUGAGCGUAACAUAAUUAGGCAUCUAAAGAGUUUAUUAGUUAAAUGAAUUUUCAGAAUCAAAUGAGUGAAUGCAAAUAUAAAUGAAUGCACUAACAAAAGCCGCAAAAAAUUAGGUGUGGGUUGUUUUUUUUAAUUUUACUUGCCAUGUCAUUUCCCUUUUUUAAUUUCUUUUUUUUUUUUGGCAACCAUCCCAGUCCUGUAACUUUUUGUAACACUAACAUUAGAGAAGUAGAAAGGGCUCUGGAUGAUCUGCAGUAGCAUCUUGUGGACCAAAAAAGGAUUUGGCUUUAACGUUAAAAAAUGCAAAGUAUGCCUUUAAGCUUUCUUCCAGUCGCAGGAGGCCAAGGUCACCUCUGUGACUCUGACAGGCGGCACAGUCUGAAAUCAUACCACUGUUUGACAUUUAUUAUAUUUUGCAAGGUGUGCCAAAAAAGACUGAAGCUUUCAAUAGACAUCACAGAUGCACAAAACUAAACUCAGCAACAAACGUUGAGGUUCGCAUCGGUGAGCUUAGCUUGUAACCAUCUUUACCUUGUUAGGAAACUCAUUAUCAGUGUGGGUAAUCAUGAGAACGCGAGCACAAGCUACUAUGAUCCUGUGUAUAGUACAUAUUUUUCUAUUUAUGAGCACUUAUGUUUAAAUAUAAGCUAGAGUCAGAUAUUGAUAUUCAAGCCUAAGUUUGUCCUUUAAAUGAGAAAACUGACUCUGAAGUCAGCCAGUUCAAACGUGCCUUCGGUAUAAAAAGUAUGAAGUUAUCCUGCAAUAAAUUGUACGACCGUGAGCAUGGGGAGGUUUCUGAUGUGGCUACUUAAUGCACCUGCCCAUCUACAUGUCUGAAUGCCUUUCCCACAGUGUAGCAGGGUGAAGUACAAGGGAGAUAUCUGACACUUUCGAGGCUCUUUAUUACAAGCAGCUGCUUUAGAUUUAUUUCUCUGAACUGCACUUUUCUGGAAAAAUCAUUGUAUUGUGAUUUUUUAUUACUCUUAUGAUCCCCUAGAAGUCCCACAAUUGCCUUUCCUCUGGCACUUUGCUUCCUUUUCUUCCUCCCUCCAGUGCAGAGCUCGGCCACACUCGUUCACCGCCCUCGUACCCUCAAAGCACAGCUUCCCUCUUCACCUCUCUCUGUGCCUUCUCUCUUCUUACACUUAACACAAACCGCUGACCCACAGCACCCGCUGCCUCCCCUCCUCUCCCAUGAUCCACUUACUUCCAGCUGUUUUUCAUGCUGAAGAAGACAGUUGUCUAAAUGUUUAUGUGAAGAGCUACUUUCUUUUUCUUUAAGCCCUGAUCAAUUUCCAAAAUGAACUUUGUGGCAUGUGUUAAAAUACAACAGAUGACGGGCCCAAAAAAAAAGCAAAAAACCCCAUAUCUGACAUCGUUAUUGUAUUGUGAUCUUCAAGCCAAGAAAUGGCUUACAAAGGAGAGAUUAAAGACAUCUUAUUGUUGUAGAGGAAAUGCAGAAUAAUGUGAGAGGAAAUGUUCAGGGAAAAUAUGCUCAGAAAGAUGCCAGUAAAGUAAACAUGUAUGAAAUUGCACAAUUGAGUCGGGCCUCAGCUGCACCAGCCAAGUCAUGCGCUGAGAUGGAGAGAACAAACAGAGAGAGGGUUGAGGGGAAAAGAAGCAGAAACAGAGAGAAAAAUAGCUUGUGCUUGAUAGUCUUAACCUUCAGUAAAUAACAAAGGAAAGCUGGCUGCGUUGUGUGUGUCUGCUCACCACUCUUUUUCCACCCGCUUCCAAUUUAAUCUUAUGAGGACAUGUUUUUUUUCCUUUUUUUUGAUUACUGCAGGUCAUUUUCAGGUUUUUAAUUUUAACGUUCAUGUCGGUGUGCCAUCUGAAAUGACACCCUCUUUCCAGGCCUAGCAAUUAUCACCAAAUCAGCACAUGACCUACAGUAGGCUCUUUGUAGCGAAAUAGUGAAGGGGCUUCUGUCUGUCCGUAUCCUCCUGCAUCUGUUUUGCUUGGAUCUCUUUUUCUCUCUACCUUGAACACAUACAAAGUCCACUGAGUGGACCUUGGCUUUAAUUGUUUAGUUUACAGUGCACAACUUCUGCUCCAGAAGUUUAAAUCUGAAGACAAACAGAGAGCUAGGACAAAACAAGCAGGAAUUUGGUGCAGUGAAAGUCAGCCGGGAAGAAUAUUCGAUUGUAUAUCUCUCUAACACACUCCUGCUCGCGCACACAUAAACACACAGCUGGAUGGCAGACUGCUGCUCCAGAUUAGGUCAGAUUUAAUUAGCUUGCUCUGCUCCGUUUGGAGUGUCGCUUCUUGUAGAAAAACCCAUUUUUAAAGAAAGGCGAUUCCACUGACGGCUUUCACCCGUCACACGCUGAAACAUGUGCCAAAAUGUUACAGAGCCUCAGGGUCCUCACACACACUUACGUACACAAAGACACACGCACAAGCAUCUAUUUUGGUUUUGGAAAAACGGUCAGGAGAAGUGUAGAAAUGAUGGAUUAUGAUCUAAUGAAGACCACUUUGACAUUUUGAGGUGGUUGUGCCCGACUGUGGUUCAGGGACAAAUAUGUUAUGCAGGAACACAGGCCGCCACGUAGACAGUAGUAGUUGUGAAUAGAUGGAAAAAUGCAUGGCAGAAUACAUGCAUCACAAAUUUACAAUGGAAAUUAGAUUUUUUUUUUUUUUAGUAGACGACAGGAUCAUAUUUCAGCAGGCAUGAACCAGGCGUGCCAGAAACAUCAGCAGCGUUCUGUGUUUUUGUUACGCGGUUUUACCUUUUAUACCAAAAAGACAAUUAAAAGCAAUACACUUAAACCAAAACAGUAUUUUCUUUUUGUGCAUUCUGCAUAUUUCUGUGUCAAUAUUGAUCUUACUUUGCUUUAGUGAAAUGAAUGUAUUUAUUGCAUGUCAAAAUGUUUUAUAGGUAAUUUUUUUUUGUGUAAAUUCCUAUUGUGGGUUUUUAUCAUUUUAUUUGAUUAUGGUGUCUCGAUAAAAUGUUGAUAAGGCUUUUAUUUUUUUUAAAAGCCAAUGUGAAAAAUGUCUUUUCUUGUUUGUUUGUUACUAUACUCGAAAUCAACUUGGCAAUAAAAUGAAUUGCAUAACGGA
Oreochromis aureus is the source of this 9603-nucleotide messenger RNA. RefSeq names its product hypermethylated in cancer 1 (gene hic1). Gene Ontology annotation, biological process: regulation of transcription by RNA polymerase II. Lineage: Eukaryota; Metazoa; Chordata; Actinopteri; Cichliformes; Cichlidae. The record is from RefSeq and is a predicted model, not a curated record. Gene Ontology annotation, molecular function: protein binding; RNA polymerase II cis-regulatory region sequence-specific DNA binding; DNA-binding transcription factor activity, RNA polymerase II-specific. Bases 540 to 2780 code for a protein of 746 amino acids. Gene Ontology annotation, cellular component: nucleus. The transcript is spliced from 2 exons.